Messenger RNA from Neurospora tetraspora, 2473 nucleotides. RefSeq lists its product as uncharacterized. Gene Ontology annotation, biological process: rRNA methylation. Gene Ontology annotation, molecular function: rRNA (guanine) methyltransferase activity; RNA binding. The record is from RefSeq and is a predicted model, not a curated record. NCBI's taxonomy places the organism in Eukaryota, Fungi, Ascomycota, Sordariomycetes, Sordariales, Sordariaceae. The coding region runs from base 281 to 2308 and encodes 675 amino acids. Gene Ontology annotation, cellular component: mitochondrion. The transcript has a single exon.
AGGAUCCGCCGGGCCUAGACUAAUCAGAUCUUGCAUCUACACGUCCUGUGCUUUUCACUUUCUUUUAAUAGAAGAAAUUUCCAGUGCUUCACUCGCUCAUCCGUGGUUCUCAUAACUCAUACAAAGGCCACAUUCACUUGUACCGUCGAUUCUUGUUACUUCGGACGUUGAAUUCGAUCUUACCAUUCUGUUCACGAACUUACGAAAAUUCUUCACAUAUCACAGUCUUGGGCAAAGAAAGUCCCCAAUAUCAACAACGGCUGCAGGCUCAAAGCAGACCAUGACACUCUCCAUGCUUUGCCGGGCUGCAAGGCCUACGGUACUCAGCCAAACACCGGCGACUGCAGCAGUCUUCACUCUAUGCAUGAGGCAGGCCCAUUCUCUUUCAGCAAUACACGCGGGCAUCCGGAGGUCGAGCAAAAAUGAAUCCAGCAUGACAUACGCCGAGAGGAAGGCAGCAAGAGAGGCACUACCCAAACCGACUUACAAGAUCCGGAAGGGCAAGAAGGACAUCACCGAAUACCCCGCCAAGGCCGACCCCCAAUCACGACGGGCUCGUUUCUACGAUCCCGAAUCCAAGUUUGGCAAGAGAAGCUUGGUGUACAAGCUCAAGACCGGUCAGCUGGAUGAGGAUGUGAAGGAUGCGCUGGUGCGUGAAACGGGAAAGGCUCCCUGGAAGGAGAAGGAGGCCAAGACGGGCGCAAAGAAGUCUGAUUCAAAGUCUGCGUCCAAUUUCAACAAGGAUCUCUUGGACCCAGCAGCCUUUCACGCGGCCUUCGCGGGAGGUUCAUCAUCAGAGCCCGCCAAGUCUGAGAAGCCCGAGAGGCGGACAUCAGCACCAUCCAGGGACAUUCGCAGGGCACCCCGUCAGGACUCUUUUAGGGAACCCCGCCGGGAUUCUUUCAGGGAGCCACGAAGUGAGCCACGGAGAGAGAGCUUCAGCAGAGAACCCCGGGAGUUCCGCCGGGAACCACGGAGGGAGGGCUUCAGCAGAGAGCCCCGCGAAUUCCGCCGGGAACCACGGAGGGAGGGCUUCAGCAGAGAGCCCCGCGAAUUCCGUGAUGAUGACAAUGGUUUCAGGAAACCUCGGGAGGAGCGCACUGUGGAAAUCAACGAGGAGCUCCGCGACGCUAUCGAUGAACCAUACCCAGAGCCCAGGGAACCUACGAGGGACAGCUUCAGGGUAUCCCGCAGCGAACGUAGGGAACAAAGGCCUGAAAGGAGGGACUCCUUCAGAGACACUCGCAGCAGCACACGGGAACGGAGAGAGACCGACAGAACCCCUCGCAGGGAAUUGCACAGAGAUAUCGACGGGGAAACACCAAAAUCGCUAUCCAUCCCUUAUACCACCGCGGCCUCUCAAUUCUUGUACGGCACUUCAGUGGUAGAGGCAGCUCUUCAGUCGGCAAGACGAAAGCUUUACAAGCUCUACAUCUAUGCUGGAGCGAACCGUGAGAAGCUGGCCAAGGACGCCGCCAUUCAAAAGCUCGCACAACGGAACAAGGUUGAGACCGUCUUCGUCAACGAAGGAGGCCUCAAGAUGAUGGACAAGAUGAGCGGAUCUCGCCCGCACAACGGUUACAUUCUGGAGGCGUCCCCGCUCCCACAACCACCCGUGAUCUCUUUGGGAGAGGUGGUUGACGCCGAGAGCGGCCAAGGAACAACCGGUUACAAGGUUGUCCUGGGCCACCAGUCGCACGAGGAGGCCUUGAUCAACGGCAAAUCCGAUUUUGUCUCUGCGUCCAGCACCACCCAUAAGCCUUUGGUCGUGGUGGUAGAUCAGAUCUUGGAUCCCGGCAAUCUCGGUGCCAUUCUCCGCAGCGUCAGCUUCCUGGGCGCCACCGCCGUUGCCAUUACCAAGAGGGAAUCGGCGUCUCUGACCCCGGUUGCGCUCAAGGCUUCUGCGGGCGCAUCCGAGUCGCUCAGCCUCUUCUCGGUCGAUCAUCUUCCCAAGUUCCUUCAGGACUCGAGGGAGAAUGGCUGGUUGGUCUAUGCGGCCGUCCCGCGCACCAGCGGCUCUGGUAACCUGCAGAAGCACCUGGAUCUUCAUGAGAUCGAGGAAAUCGAUCCUCUGCGCAAGAACCCUUGCAUUCUCCUGCUCGGUAGCGAGGGCGAGGGUCUCCCUGGACAAAUCAAGAGCAAGGCGGAUUAUGAGGUCAAUAUUCCCAACAUGUCAGGUGGGACGGUGAUCGACAGUUUGAACGUUAGCGUUGCGGCGGGCUUGCUUACCUCGGCCUUUAUGAAGGGACAGGUGAAGUCGGAGUUUGAGCAGUUCAAGGUUCAGGAGGAGAAGUCGCACCUUUGGUAAAGGUGAAGAGAGCGAGGAGACGUGAGGGGGGUCGUCGGUGAUGACUUCCAUAUCCAUUGUUGGUGUACGAUAAAGCCGUGUACGAGUGUCGCAUCUACGAGCACAGCAGGUAUAGAUUUUGAUGAUACCACAAAACUUAGAAUAGAUACCCAUCAUUGAUAGAGA